ACCUGCAACCACGACGUUGUUUGUUUUUCAAAGAAAACGCAGAGAAAGCCAGCGAAGCACAAACCAGAGGACAGGCGGACGGAGAAUACAUUCUCUCCUUCUGUAGAGAGAAAGAUAAAACGACGUCGUAUAUUCUCUUUCUUCGCCUCUGGCAAUGGAGCUAGUUUCUGGGUUUUCUGCAUUGCCCGUAAAAAUGGCGGAUCAGACGCUUUUGGCUUCCAUUUUGGCUCUUCUUUUUGGGUUUGUGGUGUUGUAUCGUUUGGUUUCCAAGAAAAACGGUGAGACAGAGUCAGAAUCCUUAGCCGUCACCACCUCCACCACCAUCAUUUCCAGAUCCAAGAACGGUGCCGACGUCGACGCCGAUAUCAUAAUUGUCGGUGCAGGCGUCGCCGGCGCCGCCCUUGCUCACACCCUUGGGAAGGAUGGACGCAGGGUGCAUGUGAUUGAAAGGGACUUGAAAGAGCCCGACAGAAUUGUCGGAGAACUUCUACAACCAGGAGGCUACCUCAAACUAAUUGAGUUAGGACUUGAAGAUUGCGUGGAAGAAAUUGAUGCCCAAAAGGUGUUUGGUUAUGCUCUGUUCAAGGAUGGAAAAGCCACUCGACUUUCUUAUCCUCUGGAGAAAUUUCACUCUGAUGUAUCUGGGAGGAGCUUUCACAAUGGACGCUUUAUACAGAGGAUGCGCGAAAAAGCUGCAUCUCUCCCCAGUGUUCAAUUGAAGCAAGGGACUGUUACGUCUCUUCUUGAAGAAAAUGGGACCAUUAGAGGUGUCCAAUACAAAAAUAAAUCUGGUGAGGAGUUGAAAGCAUAUGCACCUCUAACUGUCGUAUGUGAUGGCUGCUUUUCUAACCUGCGACGCUCUCUUUGCACCUCGAAGGUAGACGUGCCUUCCUGUUUUGUUGGUCUGGUCCUAGAGGACUGUCAGCUUCCUUAUGCAAACCACGGGCAUGUUAUUCUGGCUGACCCAUCACCUAUAUUGUUUUACCCCAUCAGCAGCACCGAGAUUCGCUGUCUGGUUGAUGUUCCUGGUCAAAAGGUCCCUGCUAUAUCAAGUGGUGAAAUGGCCAAAUAUUUGAAGACCACAGUUGCGCCCCAAGUCCCUUCUGAACUGCUCGAUGCAUUUAUUUCUGCUAUUGAGAGAGGAAAUAUUAGGACAAUGCCCAACAGAAGCAUGCCUGCUGCUCCGCAUCCUACUCCUGGGGCUUUGCUUAUGGGGGAUGCAUUCAACAUGCGCCACCCAUUGACUGGCGGAGGAAUGACUGUUGCAUUGUCUGAUAUUGUUGUACUGCGCAAUCUUCUUAAGCCCCUGCAUGAUCUCAAUGAUGCACAUACUCUCUGCAAAUAUCUUGAAUCCUUUUACACCUUGCGGAAGCCCGUGGCAUCCACUAUCAACACAUUGGCAGGGGCACUGUACAAGGUCUUCAGUGCAUCACCUGAUCAAGCACGGAAUGAGAUGCGCCGGGCAUGCUUCGACUAUUUAAGCCUUGGAGGUGUUUUCUCAAACGGGCCAAUAUCAUUGCUUUCGGGGCUGAACCCACGGCCAUUGAGCUUGGUCUGUCAUUUCUUUGCAGUGGCAAUAUUUGGUGUUGGACGGUUGUUGCUGCCUUUUCCAUCUCCCAAACGCAUGUGGAUUGGGGCUAGAUUGAUUUCUAGUGCAUCAGAAAUAAUCUUCCCAAUUAUCAAAGCUGAAGGUGUGAGGCAGAUGUUCUUUCCAGCAACUGUUCCUGCAUAUUACAGAGCUCCUCCUGCCGAGUGAGAAUUUUGAAGGCCAAAGUAGAGAUCACUGAGGCCAUAUUUGGUAGUGAAGUGAAAUGGAUAGCUUUGGAUCUCGACAAUAUUAUGAAAGAAAAACAAGUUAAAAUCAUGUCAUUUGUAUUAUCCAAUCUUGUCCAAUCCUAUGUCCGUGUAUGAAACAUUAAGUCAAUGCUUAAAGUUCUGAGGAUAAUAGUUGGCAUUUUCAAGCAUCGAUGUCAAUUUCGUCUCAUAUUUGUACUCAGGUUCCUUUGUUUUCUCUUUGUCAUUGUAUUGAUUACCUAUAUUGAAUUCGAAAAUAAUUUACAACUUAAAA
Molecule: messenger RNA, 2068 nt
Organism: Olea europaea var. sylvestris
Lineage: Eukaryota; Viridiplantae; Streptophyta; Magnoliopsida; Lamiales; Oleaceae
Product: squalene monooxygenase-like
Exons: 8
Coding region: 155-1756 (533 amino acids)
Biological process (GO): sterol biosynthetic process
Cellular component (GO): membrane; endoplasmic reticulum
Molecular function (GO): flavin adenine dinucleotide binding; squalene monooxygenase activity
Source: RefSeq, a predicted model, not a curated record